Didymosphaeria variabile is the source of this 381-nucleotide messenger RNA. It is a transcript of the gene smd1, whose product is annotated as Sm snRNP core protein Smd1. Gene Ontology annotation, cellular component: commitment complex; U5 snRNP; catalytic step 2 spliceosome. Lineage: Eukaryota; Fungi; Ascomycota; Dothideomycetes; Pleosporales; Didymosphaeriaceae. The coding region runs from base 1 to 381 and encodes 126 amino acids. Gene Ontology annotation, biological process: RNA processing; spliceosomal snRNP assembly. The transcript has 3 exons. Gene Ontology annotation, molecular function: RNA binding. The record is from RefSeq and is a predicted model, not a curated record.
AUGAAGCUCGUCAGGUUUCUUAUGAAGUGCCAGAACGAGACGGUCACGGUUGAGCUCAAGAAUGGCACAAUCGUCAAUGGCACAAUCGCCUCUGUCUCCCCGCUCAUGAACGUCGCACUACGAACAGUAAAAUACACUCCCCGGGGCCGCGAUACAGUUACCCUAGACACCAUGACUGUCCGAGGUUCAACUGUCCGCUAUAUCAUCCUUCCGGACUCUCUGCCACUCGACACACUCCUGAUCGAUGAUGCACCAAAGCCCAAGAACAAGGCGAGGAAGGAAACGGACCGUGGUGGUCGCGGCGGUGGCGGCGGUGGUCGUGGUGGCCCAAGAGGGCGUGGUGGUCGGGGUCGCGGCAGGGGACGUGGUCGGGGCAUGUGA